Messenger RNA from [Torrubiella] hemipterigena, 1835 nucleotides. The record is from the annotation of a GenBank genome assembly. Lineage: Eukaryota; Fungi; Ascomycota; Sordariomycetes; Hypocreales; Clavicipitaceae.
GAUUAACCGUCUGGCAGCUGCCGGAGUUGCAUGGCUAGUCUGUUAGGGGGGCCGGCCGGAGACCGAAGCCUACGCCCGGCAGUGUGUCCGAUACCACCUAGUGACAGAAACGCAUUGAUCGUCCAUGGCAUGGGUUGGUAUCGUAUAUCCGUCCGCCUUCCUAACAAGGCAUGUGGGAAAAAGGAGAGAAAAAAGGUUCCCUCCGCACCGACAAUGCAUUGAUGGAUUAAGGUUGCCAGGUAAGCAUGGCGGACAUGGCGCCGCAUUGCGCAUGGCGUGAAUGCGGGGGUGGAGACUGGACGAGAUGCAGUUGUCGCCGCCAUUUCUGUGUUGUUCUGAAACGCCAUAUUAAAUCCGGCCCCUCAACCAUUUGUUUUAUCGGCUCAAGCGGAUAUUUAGCAUUUGCCGGAUGAUAUGCCUCCCAACGAGCUAUUGUUCCUUUCAUUUUCAUUACCAAACAGACUGCAGCUGAGCAAGAUGCCAAGAAACUAAGCUAGCAUGCAGCACAGGGGCAGGAUAGAGAAACCUUAUCCGGGUUUGCAGACAUGCUUGCACGAUACAGAAAGAUGUCUAUAUAAGGCCGCUCUGAUCCUGCCCAUCGAGCAUUGAAAAGAAGCUCUCCAGACUCAUCCCAACGAGCCCCAAGAAACACACACAGCCUCUCUCCAACUCUUCCAUCCUUCUUCUAUACCUUCAUCAUGGAGCUUACUAAAUUUGUUGCCUUCCUCGCCGCCGUGCUCCCUGUUGCCUACGGUGCGCCCGCCCAGGCCGCCAGCAACCUGCACCCCGAGAUCCUCGCCGCCAUGAAGCGCGACCUUGGCCUCAACGCCGAGCAGGCCACUGCCCGCGUUGCCCGUGACCUCCAGGCCACCAACAUCAUCGACCAGGUCCGCGGCUCUGUUGGCCAGUCCUUUGCCGGUGCCUGGAUCGACGGCGACAACGUCUUUGUCGGUGUCACCGACCACGCCCUCAAGGACGGUGUUGCUGCUGCCGGCGCCACCCCCGUCGUCAUGAACAACAGCCUCGACAAGCUCAACGGGGCCAAGUCUGCUCUUGACGGCAUCUUUGUCAAGAAGGGCAACGCCGCCCGUGCUGUCAGCGACAACGCCAGCAUCGCCUCCUACUUUGUCGAUGUCACCUCCAACAAGCUCAUCAUUGAGGCCCUUGCCGACGGCCAUGCCCGCGCCCAGGAGCUCGCUUCCCAGGCUGGCCUUGCUGCUGGCGAGUACGAGGUCCACACCGUCGAUGCCCUCCCCAAGCCCCUUGCUACCGUCCGCGGCGGUGAUGCCUACUGGAUCAACAACCAGUUUGUCUGCUCCGUCGGCUUCUCUGUCAACGGUGGUUUCGUCUCCGCUGGCCACUGCGGUGCCCAGGGUGCCUCUGUCACCGUCCCCAACGGCCCUGCUCUGGGCACGUUUGCCGGCUCUACCUUCCCCGGCGAUGCUGAUAUGAGCUACAUCAAGACCGUCAGCGGUACCACUCUCAAGGGCACCAUCAACGGCUACGGCUCCAGCGAUCUGCCCGUCUCUGGCAGCACUGAGGCCGCCAUUGGCGCCAGCAUCUGCCGCUCUGGCCAGACCACUGGUGUCCACUGUGGCAAGGUCAGCUCCAAGAAUGCCACUGUCAACUACGGUGCCGACGGCUCCGUCACUGGCCUCACCAAGACCACUGUUUGCGCUGAGCACGGUGACUCUGGCGGUUCUUUCUACUCUGGUGCCCAGGCCCAGGGUGUCACCUCUGGUGGCUCUGGUGACUGCACCAGCGGCGGUACCACCUACUUCCAGCCGGUCAACGAGAUUCUCUCUGCUUACGGCCUUACUCUUGUCAAGUCCUAA